Molecule: messenger RNA, 2376 nt
Organism: Durio zibethinus
Lineage: Eukaryota; Viridiplantae; Streptophyta; Magnoliopsida; Malvales; Malvaceae
Source: RefSeq, a predicted model, not a curated record
UAUAUAUAUGUCCGGAUCCAACCUAUUACCACCAUCUCUGAUUAAGAUCGGUUAAUUCGAUAGAGAGGAUGUUCUUUUAACGGCUUUCGCUUUUAAUCCAACAACCAAUUCCAACUAAACACGUCAGCAAUUCGUGACAGGAGGAGUAAAAUAUGCCUGACCAUGUGGAAUUCUUCCCUACGACGUCGUUCGGUACUGUUAUUACUCCUUAGACGUUAAGCGGCGAUUAAGAAGAGAAAAUUGCAGCGGUGAAGAAGAUGGCAUGGACAGCCAAAUUUCUGCUUCCGAUUAGACAAUCAUUUUCUCAAUCCCGGCAACUAUCAGUUCAUGGAAUAAUCGGACCUUUGAAAACAUGGGUACAGAGUAUUGAACCCAAACUGCAAAAAAGAGCCUCAAAAUUUGAGUAUAAGCUCAAUAUACAGAGAAAAUAUGUUCAAGACUUUUGCUUAUCAGGAAGUAGAAAUGUGAGAAGCAUUUUUGGUGUACCAGUUGUGGUUGGAGCCGUCUACUGUUGGCCUCGUUUUACACAUGCCAUGGAUGGUCUUGAUAUUUUUGUGGAUGAUUAUAAUUUAGAGUCACUUGAUGCUUCAGAAGAAGUAGAUGAUCGACACAAACUCUGGUUGCUAAUGAGGAAACUGUGGCUGCCCGUUUUUUUCUUAUUUACUGUCUUGGUGAACUGGGAUAAUCCCUUCGCAGUUGCAACUAGAAUCCUUGUUUUCCUCCUCAGCACCAAACCAAGCCCUUCAUCAAUUUAUCUUUUUGUUGAAAGGCUACGUCAUGGAUAUAUGCGCCAAAACCCUCAUUUCUACAGAUUUAAUUCACUGCAUGCCAGCAAAGUUGAAGUCCAGGAUUAUAAGCUUCUCUGCCUUGCUAAAGUUGAAAUUGGGGACCAGAAGUUACGCCUGAUUGGAAUUCUUGGUAGUUGGUGGUCAUUGCCAUCAUCAUUGGGUAUAUAUUUCCUUGCUCAGGAGCAGCACUCUAGUUCAUCACAGUGAUAACAAGAGGUAAGACUAUAUAAAACUAAGCAUCACUUUCCCAGAGGUAAAGAUCGUUUACACGCAAUUCGCUGGGAGGCUAUGGGAAGCUAAAUUCCCAUGAAUUCGCUAGGCCCAGCAUAAAUAAACUUGUUUGGACCAACUCAGGGAGGGGAUGUACUCGGCAAAGCCUAGGAACCCUUAACUGCUUAAUAAAAAAAAGAUCGUUUACAUCUAUAGACAACAAUCAUUUUUGUGAAAAAGGGCUUGGUUGGUCUGUGUGUAUCUUUUGAUCUUUUUCAUACACCUAUAUAAACUCGAGUGGUGCCAUCCCUCUUCCAAUGAUAUUGUCACCAGUUUUAAGAAACAUGCAACCUGUUUUGUUUUUUCAAUUUUUGGUCUCAUGUGUCUGAAACCGGUAUUCAUUUUCUUGUAACUAUCAUUUGCAUGUCUUGCUUCUCUUCUUCCUCAACAGAUCUUAUACCAGCAGGUGAUGAUUUUCAUCAGCUGAACUUUCAUUGAACGUAUAAGGAUCGCAAAAUAUGCCUUCCCAUUGAGGAAAGUAGCUUAAGGAGACUGAAAGAAUGGAAACAAUCAUAUAAGCCCCAUGAGAGAAAUGCUUGUUUGAGUCGAAAAUUUAUCCCCUGAGAACAAAAGCCCCAGCGUCCCUCCAGUUCCUGAGAAUGUAUGAUAGGUUUAAAGUUUAAAACAUGCGAUGAUGUGACUGCCCCUAGCAUUCCUCAAGAAAACCACACUCAUUAGCAUGGUCAGACAUUUAUUAAGUUUAGCAUUUUCGUUAAUCCUAAACAUAGAUAAUAAGUAGGAAAUGAAUGUUUUUAUGUACAUAUGUUGCUGGAUGUGAAAUGGAGACAACAAAAUGCCACGUGGCAAGUACAUGACCAUGUCACAUUAAUUAUUUAAUUUUGAACCACCAUCUGUUUGAUUUGCUCUAAAAAUCCAAAGGAUGAGCAUCAAAUAUAGCCCAAUCUUUCACGCGAUACAAUCAAUUGACUAAAAGUAAGAUGAAUUGGAACUAUAUAUGGAAACUCAUGUUUUGGCAUUGAAAAUAUAAUAAAAAAAUAGACCAAAACAGAAAAAAAAAAAAAAAAUCAUUAAGCAAAUGGGUCCCCAAGCAACGACCCCGGACUUACUCUUAGCUUUUGGAAUUGUCAAACGAUAUGGGACCCACCACCCCAACUUACUCUUAGCUUUUGGAAUUGUCAAAGUAUUUUGUUGAGUGUGACAAGAAAUCCCAAAAAAUUAUAUAAAAAAAUGAAAGCUAGAAGGCAAAGUUAUGGUCUCGCAAGCUGCAAAUUAUCCGAUACAUUGUUGUAGCAUAGAUAUUUUCACUGAUUUCUCCAUGUUUUUCUCUUACUAUGAUUUUCUUACAAACAACAUGAAA